GAGUGUCUGUCAUUCAUGAUCGAUUGUAUUUCUAUACAAAUAUUAGAUGUAUAGCUGGUCUAUUGUAUGUGUAAUUAGACAAUAUUGAUCAUAGAGAGUUUAAAGGCUUAUAUACAAAUAUCCAGCUCUUGAAUCGAUAAAAGUUGAAAAAAUAACUCACCAUUCAGUUGCAAUUUUAAUGCAGAUAUUGGAUAAGGCAAUUGAAAUAUUGAGUUGGUAUUAAAACCGGGUAGUGAUAUUUUCUAACAUUUGCUUGAUUUGUGAGUUACAAGUUAUUAACAUUAUGCCAAAUAAAAAGGACGGCAGGGACCAGAAAAGAAAUAAAGAGGAAAAAGAGAAAGAGAAGGAAGAUGGUGAUGAAGAGGUUGUGAUAAUGGUGGACGGAAAGCAGUUUCACUUUUCGAGCGAACUGCUGUCACGGCAUUCAAGCGUUUUCAAACAGCAAAUAAAGGACCAUAAACGGCAACAGAGGCGAUUUGAUAGACUGGAAGAUGACAUGCAGUAUCUAGAUGUCGCAGACUGUAUGGACUUCGAGGACGUGAGUGAAAUAGGAAUAGUCAUAGAGGACUUUAAAUAUUCUGAGGUUAAGCCGGCCUUGGAUAUGUUGCUAUGCCAGGGAAAGGCCAGCGAUCUAUCACAAAAGAAAAUUCGGAAAAUAUUGCCGUUUUUGUACAAGUACGAAAUAACUAAACUGAAAGAUUUAUGUGAGCAGAAGCUGCAGAGUCUGUUGUCCUCGAGUGACAAUGCUGACCACAAGUCUGCAUUAGACCAUCUCUAUCUGGCUGAAAAAUACAGCUUGAAACGGCUAAAGAGCGUUUGCAUUGACCUAUGUGCAACAGACACCAGCACAGCUAACAGGAACAAUGUUACAAAAGAUAAACACGUUGUUGAGAAAACAAAGAUAGAAAUUCUGAACUUGAUGUUUGAAAAAACGGAAAAAAGGUACGAAUACAAGUUGCAGCGCAUACAAUCAGAUAUGAAUAAAAGAUGUCGACAAAUCGAAACGAACAGAGAGAAGUUUAUGGAACAAACCGAACAAUGGAAAAAAGAUAUGAGUGAUAAAGUGCAAGAAGCCUUAAACGAAGGGGACCAAAUACAUGCAGAUCAGAAUGAAGCAUUGAAAAAGCCCGCUAAAGAAUGGGACAGAAUAUAUGCAGAGAUAAGUAAGAGUAUUCAAAACGCCGAAAACAAAGGUGAGCAAAUACAGGAAGAUCUCUUUGAGAAGAUUCAGCAAGCUGUCAAAGAAGGGAAGAAAAUGCAUGCAGAAAUAACUAAAGUCAGGCAAUGCAAAAUCAAUGAAGCAUUAGAAGAAUCUUUAAGGGAGAAUUACGAUCUAUAUGAUCAACUUGACCAACAAUCAGUUGAGCUGGAUGAACGAAACAAACGUUUGACGGAAGCUGAAAUAGAGAUUGAAAAGGCUAAUCUCUUGACGGACAAAGUUAAUGCGAAACUGCAUAAAUACAUGCAGAAAGAUCAUGAGCUGAACACUUGGAUGAAAUGGGCCAAACCGGUAAAGGAAUAUGGCGAGGGAUGCGCAUGUUUUCGACAUGUGCAAUACAGGAAAUGUUCAGCUGUCAAUUAAAGCGUUUGCUGCAUUUGACAAGUUGACUCAAGUUGGCUCAUGUAGUUUUAAGCCGCAUGUGAAAUUGAAAGUACAUGUACAUGUAGAAUAGUUAUUUUUAGCUAUAUAGAUUUACUUAAACAGAUUGAUCUACAAAUUGUGUUGACCCUUCUAUUGGAUUUAUAUAAUGACUUAUUUCUGCCAUUUCGUGUUUUCGACUUUUUGCGGCGAAAUGGCGAAAACGCGCCAAGUGUCGGUGCGAACAUAUGCCAAGUUCCGGGGCGAAUAAGGCGUAAAGUGACAGGAAGAGAAUGCGACAAAACUAUUAUAACUUAAAAUGCCAGUAAUUAGCCUCCAGAGCUUUGGCAAAUUAUCCAAAACACAAUCUAUGAUUAUGUGAUUAUUAAAUAAGCUUACUUUUGUAAACUAUUUAUUAAGUUUUCAGUGAGCCUUUAUACAAAUGUUUUGUUAUUUGUUAUUACUUUGUUAAAAUGAAAUCGAGAUGUCUGUCUUCGUAAACUUACCUGAUAUUUCUACGUGUUAACUUGAAUACUCAGUGAAAGAGUGGGAUAAGGUUAGAGGUAGAAAUAAAUCUGUCCGAAUGUAUUGGACAAACUAACAAUACAAUGUUCAGAUCACAGUGCUUUGGGUACAAGUUAGCAAUUUACGGAUUUAAUGGUACAUUUUACAAAUACCCGACACGUGAAUCAGAACAACAAAUGCAUUAUAAACAUUGACAAAACAUGCAAUUUUACCAUGAAUUAACUAGAUCAUCUUAUAACCCCAUAUCGCAUAUGUUGUAACCAACGUACAUCGUUUAUUGCGGUAUAAAAGUUUUUUACAUACAAGUCUAUAGUAACAGUAAAACUGCGAUCGCUCAAGGACGCCUGAGCUAAAAUCUCGAAGAAAGCGAUGUUUCGACCGAACAAAAUACCGAUUUUCCAGUCUGUUAUUAAAUGUCUUUAAGUUCUGUACCUCGUUAUAAGUACAUUAUUUGAUUAACAUCACUUAUCAAUUCUAUUUCUUAAACAACGUGAAAAUAUUUUGGCUGCAUUAUUGAUCCUUUCGUCGAAUUUUUUUUUAAAUCUGUUAAUAUUAUAAUGUUCUUAAACUAUCUCAGCAACUGUGAAAUCACAAUCAAGUUCAUUAAAUUAAAUGUUAAUACCAUUAGGCAUGCCAUUAGCUCGACAUUGAAAUCAUUGUUAAGUAUUGAAGCUUUUGAAUUGUAUUUGUGUAAUUACUUCAAAUACUACAAUUUCACAAAGAUAAGUGGAAUUUUCUUUAGUAUAAUGUUGACGCUUAGACUUAUCUCUAAAGCUCAUCAGUUUGUAUCUAGAUUCUAAAAACAGCAUCACCGGUGGAUGUUUCCUUGUAUGCUCGUUUGUCUUAUGAAAUGAUUUAUAAUCAGUAUCAUGCCUUCAAAUGAACAAUAACACCGAAACUUCUGUUGUUAUUUUAUCGAUGAACGUAUGUUGUGAAAAUAAUUAUGUUAUUUUACUAUCGAUGUACGUAUGUUGUGAAAACACAUCUGUUAUUAUAAUAUCGAUGUACAUAUGUUGUGAAACGACUUCUGUUAUUAUUAUAUCGAUGCACGUAUGAUGUGAUG
Messenger RNA from Mya arenaria, 3167 nucleotides. RefSeq names its product protein PFC0760c-like. Bases 284 to 1582 code for a protein of 432 amino acids. The record is from RefSeq and is a predicted model, not a curated record. NCBI's taxonomy places the organism in Eukaryota, Metazoa, Mollusca, Bivalvia, Myida, Myidae. The transcript is spliced from 2 exons. Gene Ontology annotation, molecular function: protein binding.